Messenger RNA from Jaminaea rosea, 1266 nucleotides. RefSeq lists its product as hypothetical. The record is from RefSeq and is a predicted model, not a curated record. NCBI's taxonomy places the organism in Eukaryota, Fungi, Basidiomycota, Exobasidiomycetes, Microstromatales. Bases 153 to 1199 code for a protein of 348 amino acids. The transcript has a single exon.
GACCAAGGGUCCAGGGCGAGCAUCUACGGUAAAAAGGGCCAAGAAGCAAGCGAGUCGGCGUGGAACAAGCCAAUAUCUUGUUUCCUUUACCACCUCAGUUGCGUCUUGCAUCUCAUCUGGACAGAUUGAUCUAGUCAGGCCAGUCAGUCAGCAUGGCGCCCCAUACGGUCUUGGACCUCCUUGACGCCAUUUAUCCCAUCAGCCACUGGAUUGGCCACCGCACACCUACCAUCAUCGAUUCUCUUCAGCCAGGUGACGAAGGAUAUCGCCGCUUCGAUGCUCGCUUCCACUACGUGACCAGCUUGAGCUGGCUCGACUUCGCAUCCAAGAGCACUCCAGAUCGAGUAGCGCCAAAUGCAGCCGGUGCUAAUGCGAGCGCCAACGAAAAGGAAAAGGGUGGCGGGUUCUCGUCAUCCUCAUCUUCCCAAGAUGACAGCAGCAAAGUACCCUGGUAUCGCUCCCAGACGGCCAUGGCAGCCUGGACGCGUUUCAAACUUGUCGUCCAUUCUUCCAUUGGCUCAUUCGCCGUCCUAUGCUGGAUUGCCCUCAUCGCCCGCACGCCCUACUUUCGCGACCAUAAUACGCCCAUCGUCCUCGCCAGCUACGGCACCGAGGCAGUCCUCGUCUUCUGCCUCCCUCAUCUACCCUCUUCUCAGCCCGCCUCCAUCGUCAUUGGGAACACUGUCAGCGCUAUCGUGGCUACGGCCAUUGCCAAAGGGUUCGAGAAUCAUCAGCGCACAUUCACGAUUGGGGGAAUAGAUGGAGUCAACUGGGCUGCUCCCGCCGUAGCACAAAUGACGGCGCAAGCGGUCAUGCAGGUCGUAGGUAUCACGCACCCGCCAGGCGCUGCGAUCUCAGUAUUGGCCACGACGAACCCCAAAAUCCAGACUGGCGUGGCAUGGGAGCUUCCAGGGCAAGUUCUGCUCAUAUCCCUCCUCUUCGUCGCCUGGGGCCUCAUAGUCAAUAACGUUGGUGGGCGACGCUGGCCAAUGACCUGGUGGUGGGCUCCCUUCUAUCCCACACCUGCGCCGCCGGAUUCCAUCGCUGACAGGGUGAAGGGGAGGGGAAGGGAGUGGCGACACAAUAGGGCGAGGAGUGGCUCGCAGCAUCAGGCGCAGGGGUCGUCUAGCGGGUCAGCAGCGGAGCAGCAACAAGGUGUGACACACAGAACGCCACAGACAAGCCAGAGCAGUAAUUGAUGGUAGAGAUGGUGGUCUAGAUGUAUUAUAGAGUCGCUUCCCUUUUCGUUUCGUCUGAUAUUCGUGU